UGAUUGAAAAAUAUAUGAUUUCUCAUUUGAUAUUGAUGUGAAAUAUUGCAGAAACAUUAUUUAAUAUAUUUCAUAUUUCCAUGAUGAUAUAACAUUUAUCACUGGUUAUGUUUUAUAAAAACAUUUGGUCAUGUAUAUAGCACAGUGCAUAUAUGUCAUUAUCAAUAUUGCUUGUGCUAGGCAUUUAUUGACAUAGCGCCAGCUAGUGUUCUCUCUAGGACAGUGUUUUCCAUUGCACCAAUCACUGUAUGUAAACAUGGAAGAACUGACAGGUUUGAGGUGACACAAUCAUCCAUGUUCCAGUGAAUUCUGGAAACCUGGUUAUUGAUUUGAUACAAUAAGGAGGCAAAGAGUUUUCACGGAGCUUUUGGAGCUAUAUCAGAGUUUGAAGAUGAUUAAUCGAAAUGAGAUGAGUCAAGAAUAAAGUCUCGAAGCUCCCGUAGAAGCCUUUGUCUGUGUUUCAUUCGUGUACCUUGAAUGCUGUCACAGUGAAAACUCUGCCACUCUGAAGAGUGAAAGGUCUACCCAUUCUGAAGAAUGAAAUCUCUCGCCAUGCUGAAGUUUGAAUUCUAUCGCCUUUAAAGAGUCAGUCUGUCUUCACAAUUAUAAUCAAUGGAAGUCAUCUGAAAAUGUCUACUCAUCGCGAGGAAAGCUUAUCUGAACCUGGAGCAGUCGGAGGUGACAAGCGAAUUCGUCAACCUACCAAUAAGGGAUUGCAAUGGCAGUUAGAAGUGAAAGAAAAGAAAUGGAAAAGCUGCAUUACUUCAUGGAGAAGAUCAUCAACGAAAUUAAGGGCUCUUCUUACAGAUGAAGACGCAGAAGUUAAUGCCAUAAAAUCCCAUAGAGAUGCUCUGCAGGCAAUUACGGAUGAUGCUAUAACAGCUCAAGAAGAAUUUUCUACAGCUGCAAAGAUGCUUUCUAAAGAGGAAAACAGUGAAGCAAAACUUGAUGAGCUAGAGGAAGAACAUUCAGUUCUAAUGAAACAAACAUACGAUAGAGUGAGAGCCGCCCAAGGAAGUUUGAGAUUGUCUACGUCAAGUUCUUCAUCGAAACGUAGAUGUCAACAAUGGCUUGAUCAACAGUUACAACCCAACAAUACAGAUGACGUUCAAAGUGAUAAAGUACGUCAAGAAAACGGGGUUGAAAAGAAAGUCAAUGCUGACAAACCAAUUCCAAACGAAGAUCUCAGACCUAGACAACAACAAACAUUUGAGGAGCCUGCAAAUCCUGUACAAGAGCUUCAUCAAGACCCAGAAUUCCUCACAUCAUGUCUGAUUGACCAGAUGCGACUCAAUCGACUCCCUAUUCCAGAGCCACCAGUCUUUGAUGGAAGCCCCCUACAGUAUCCGGCUUGGAAGAGAGCUUAUGACAUGCUCAUUGAAAAGAAAGAAAUUUUGCCAGAAGACAAGUUUUACUACUUGUUGAAGUACCUAAAGGGCCGUCCCUUUGAGUUAGUUCAGGGAUACUCACUCCUUAGUAACGACCAUGCUUACACAAUCGCAAGACAGGAAUUGGACAAACGUUAUGGAGACACGUUUGUCCUGUCCAAUGCAUUUCGGGACAAGCUAGAUGCAUGGCCUAAGAUAGGUGCAAGGGAUUCAGAUGGCCUCCGAAGAUAUGGUGAUUUUCUCCGUCAAUGUCUUGCUGCAUCUCAGGUUGUACAUCAUUUGAACCACCUAGACGAUGAGAGGGAGAACAGAAAGCUACUGUCGAAGCUUCCAGACUGGCUCACGUUUAGAUGGGGUCGGAAGGUUGUUCAAUGGAGAAGAGAUACGAACUCAUUCCCUCCAUUCCCUGUCUUUGUGAACUUUAUCGUAGAAGAAGCAGAGGUAGCAAGUGUAUCAGUAAUGUCUGUUCAGGAAAAGAAACCAUCGUCUAAAGCUAGGACUCUAUCUACUGGCGUACAGAAGAAAGAUGAAGGAAGCAAGAAGAAAUUUGCCUGUCUUUUUUGCAAAGGACAGCACCGUCUGGCAGAGUGUACUUCUUUCGCAUCGCAGCCUAUGGAAGAGAAGAGAAAAUUUGUCCAUAAGUGUAAUCUGUGCUUCGGAUGUCUUAAGCCUGGUCAUAGAUCGAAGGAAUGUCGCUAUAAGAGCACUUGUUCGAGGUGUAAGAAAAGACAUCCUACAGCACUUCAUGAUGAUAAUUGGAGUAGUAAGCGACAAUCUAAAGAAGAUGACUCUCUGCAUGAGACAGAGGAAUCUCAUUCGUCCCAUGCAUCAAGCAACAAGAGUAGCUCCCAUACUUCAAAAACCUCUUCUAUUGUUCCAGUAUGGUUAUCCCAUACUUCAACGCCAAAGGAGUUGUUGGUAUACGCAAUGCUUGAUACCCAAUCUGACACGACGUUUAUCCUUCGAAGGACGAAGGAAAAAAUGGGAGUUACGGGUACAGAGGUCAACCUACUCCUCUCAACAAUGUCCAAGGCUGAGGAAAGAGUUGCAAGCGAGAAGAUUAAAGGUCUCAAGGUGAGGGCCUUAAAUGGUGAUAAGGAGAUUAUGUUACCACCAUCUUAUACCCGUGAUAUCAUGCCGGCGAAUAGAACUCACAUUCCCACGCCUGAAGUCGUCGAGAAUCUCACCUAUCUGGAGUCCAUUAAAGAUCACCUAUCGCCAUUGAUGGAUUGUGAGAUAGCCUUACUUAUAGGCUAUGAUUGUCCUACUGCACUUGCUCCUCGAGCUGUCAUUCCCCCACCGGUACAUGGAGGACCUUUCGCAAUGCAGACUGAUCUGGGAUGGAGUGUCAUAGGCAUGGUGGAUCAUGACUGUAAAGAAAAUGACCCAAUAGGUAUAAGCCAUCGUACCAUGGUGAAGGUCCUUCCUGAGGAGGUGCAGCUAGACGGUCAUCCUACCGAAGUCUUGUUCUCAUGCCAAUCCACAGUUAGAGAGGAGAUAGCACCUCAUCAAGUCGUCAAGCUCUUAGAAGCAGAUUUCGCUCCUGAAAGAUCACAGCGGCCUUACUCUCAAAAUGAUACAAAGUUUCUGAGACUGAUGGAGGAGCAGAUUCGCGUCACAGACGAUGGACACUAUGAAACACCCCUUCCUUUCAAGGAAACACAUCCUAAGCUGCCGAACAACAGAAAUAUGGCUUUGAAGAGGUUAGGCAGCUUAAAGAGAAAAUUUGAAAAGGACUCUGAGUAUCACAAGCUUUAUACUCAAAAGAUUCAAGCACUGAUAGAGAAGGGUUAUGCAGAAUAUGUUCCAAACUCAUCUAGGGAAGCUGACACAUUUUGGUACAUCCCUCACCACGGAGUGCAGCAACCCAACAAGCUUCGUGUGGUUUUUGAUUGCAGUGCACAGUGCAACGGUGAGGCACUGAACCAUCAUCUGUUAACCGGCCCAGAUCUGACAAAUAAUCUAGUAGGAGUAUUAUGUAGAUUCCGUACCGAUUAUGUGGCCUUUAGUUGUGACAUACAGGAGAUGUUCUAUCAGUUUCAAGUCAGAAGUGAUCACCGUGACUAUCUUCGAUUUUUAUGGUGGAAGGACGGAGACUAUCGACAACCUGUAUGUGAUCUGCGUAUGAGAGUACACCUUUUCGGAGCUUCAUCAUCGCCAGGCUGUUCAAAUUUCUGCCUCAAACAGAUAGCAACAGAUCAUGAACAGCAAUUUGGAAAAGACGUAAAAGACUUUGUGCAUCAUGACUUUUACGUCGAUGAUGGUUUGAAGUCGGUCCCUACAGCUGAGAAGGCUACUGACCUGAUCGUGAGAACAAGAGAGUUAUGUGAGAAAGGUGGGAUACACUUACACAAAUUUAUCUCCAACUCUCGAAAGGUGAUUGAAGAUGUGCCUGAAGCAGAAAGAGCCAAGGAUCUAACAACCAAAGAAUUAUUCCACAAUGACUUACCAAUCCAGAAAGCGUUAGGAGUACAGUGGUGUGUGGAAUCAGACACAUUUCAGUUUCGGAUAACAUUUGACCCGAAGCCUUCGACCAGACGUGGAAUCUUAGCAACUGUGAUGUCGGUGUAUGACCCUCUAGGUCUACUAGCUCCAGUUAUUCUUCCCGGCAAAUUAAUUCUUCAAGAAUUAUGCAAAGGUGGUGCCGAAUGGGAUGAUCCCCUGAGUGCUGACCUCCAAGCAAGAUGGGAGAGAUGGAAGAACGACAUUGUAAAGGUGGAGAGUCUCUCAAUCAAUCGAUGUUUCAAGCCUAACAACUUUGGUGCGAUCCAGAGGGUGGAACUCCAUCAUUUCUCAGAUGCCAGCAGCAUAGGCUAUGGUCAAUGCACCUACUUGAGACUGAUAAAUGAGAAGGGUGAUGUACACUGUGCUCUAGUUAUUGGAAAGUCCAGAGUUGCUCCUGUAAAGACACCUACAAUUCCAAGACUCGAGCUAACUGCAGCCUUGCUCUCAGUCAAAGCAAGCCUGUUUCUUAAAACGGAACUGGGUCUCACAAUCGACAAAGAAGUCUUUUGGACGGACAGUAGAGUUGUGCUCGGUUACGUUAAGAAUGAGACAAGACGUUUCCACGUAUUCGUUGCUAAUAGGGUGAAACAAAUCAGAGAUGCUUCAUCACCAUCUCAGUGGAAUUAUGUGGAAACCAAAGAUAACCCAGCUGACCAGGCAUCUAGAGGGAUCAGAGUUGACCAACAAGAGAUGACGAAGUGGCUGAUUGGCCCAGGGUUCUUGUGGAAGGAUGACGUCGAAGAUGAGAAGAAUGAAGAUGAAAGCACAAUUCUUCCGAACGACCCUGAGGUGAAGCGCUCCCAUACUACGAUCAAGCAUGCAGAGAAAUUUGAUCUUGAGAGACUCAGACGAUUCUCUACCUGGCAUCAAGUCAAGAGGGCAGUAGCCAACUGUCUUCGUCUCAAGCUUUACCUCCAGAGAUGCCGCCAGGAAAAGCAAAAGGAUUCACAUAAAGCCAAGAUCGCCAUUCAACCUCUGUCCACCGAACUACUUGUCAAUGCUGAGACAGAGAUCAUACGACAUAUUCAGAAAGAUGCUUUCGAAGACGAGCUACGGACAUUGGGUGGCAUAGAAGGAGCUACUCGGAAGGGCAGACGUCUUGUCAAGUCUAAGAGCCGUCUACAUCAGUUGGAUCCCUUCAUAGACACUGAAGGAAUUCUUAGAGUUGGAGGUAGACUGACAAGGGUUGAGGGACCAUUCGAGCUUAAGCAUCCUGCCAUUCUCCCACAGUGUCAUAUUACAGAGCUCCUAGUUGCCCAUUGCCAUGCAGAAAUAGCUCACCAGGGAAGAGGUAUGACAAUCAACCACGUCCGAGCUAAGGGAUACUGGAUCCUUGGUUGCAGCCACUUUGUAUCCAAGUUUAUCUCCAGAUGUGUGACCUGCCGUAAACUCCGUCAACCAGUCCAAAGUCAGAAGAUGGCUGAUCUUCCCAAAGAUCGGCUUACACCUAGUCCUCCAUUUACUUACUGUGGUGUAGAUUGUUUUGGCCCGUGGACUAUUAAAGAAGGCAGAAAAGAGUUGAAAAGGUAUGGCCUCAUCUUUACUUGCAUGGCAUCAAGAGCAAUUCACAUAGAAACGCUAAAUUCAAUGACUACUGAUGCCUUCAUAAAUGGAUUACGACGUUUCGUUUCUAUACGUGGUCCUAUCAGGCAGUUGAGAUCAGACAGAGGGACAAACUUUACUGGUGCAGCGACUGAACUCUCAAAAGCAUGGAAGGAAAUGGACCAAACGAAAGUGGCAUCUAUCCUGCUUACAGAGGGCUGUGACUACUUUGAUUUCAAGUUCAAUUUCCCAGCCUCGAGUCAUAUGGGAGGGGCAUGGGAAAGACAGAUUCGUUCAGUACGCACCAUACUCGAUGCACUACUGCAUCGAAAUGGUCACCAACUUGAUGACGACUCGCUUCGUACCUUGCUCUGUGAGGCAGCUGCUAUCGUCAACAGUCGUCCUUUGGCUGUGGAAUUCCUCAAUGAGCCCAACCACCCAGAACCACUAACUCCAAACCAUCUACUGACCCAAAAGACAAAGGUUAUUCUGCCACCACCUGGGAGGUUUCUUCGUGAAGAUGUUUACCUGAAGAAGCGCUGGAGGAGGGUUCAGCACCUUUGUAAUGAGUUUUGGAUCCGAUGGAAAAAAGAGUUCUUGAACCAACUGCAAUCACGAAAGAAGUGGACUCAUACUCGUCGUAAUAUGAAAGUUGGUGAUGUCGUAAUCAUCAAAGAUGAUCAGUUACCUCGAAACUUAUGGCCACUUGGGAGAAUCGUCGAAAGUUAUGAAUCUGAAGACAAUCGCGUUCGCAAAGUGAAGGUAGCAGUAGGCGAUCGAAAACUAGCAGCAUCAGGAAAGCGAACUACUUCAGUGAAUUACUUAUAUCGCCCUAUUCACAAACUAGUACUGUUACUUUCAUAUGAAGACCAGGUAGAUUCCUAGCCAAGGAGCCUUGAACGCUUGAAUUAGAAAAUCGCUGAAUUGGGUCUGAACUAUAGACUAAUAUUUGAAUGGACCAGACUGAACAGUAUUAAUUUGAUAUGUGUCUGAAACCCAGACUAUAUGUUUUAUCUAUUCCACUUACAGGGUCUGAAUUUGAAGACUAAGGAUACAAUUUGAAACAGCAAAAGGUCUGAAUUUAAAGACUAUAUAUGUUUAUUUCACUCAAGAGUCUAAAAUCAAGACUGGUAUUUCCAAAGUACAGGAAUGUAUAUUGUUGUUUUCUUUUGUAAUUUUUCAAAGAAAUCAAGGUAUAGAAGAAAAUAUUGUAAAAUAAAGUAUCUAUAUUGGUAUGUUACAUAUAUAUUACAAUUUGUUAUUAACAGGGCAAAUAUUUUCACCAUUUAUGCCAUUCAAGUACAUGUAUCUAUGACCUGAAAAACUGUACGUAACUUGAGUUUGAAAGACAGAAUUCAUAUAAACAGUUCAUUUUAUAAAUUUUUAUCAGACUUUUAUCUGAUUCCCAUUGUCGAGAAAUAUGGUAUCGAACAAUGAAUUUAUGCAAAUGAAGCAGAGUAUUUGAGUCAAAAUUUGUUUUAUUUUAAAUUCAAAGGUCUUAUCAAAUUUGAUUAAAUUAAUCAUAGGCCUAGUUGAUGCAUUUUUUGAUACGUGGAAAAAUGAUAAAAACAAAUGUCGUUUUUUAUUAAGGUUGAUUUAUCUACAUUAAGUAUUUUCUGAUAUGUGGAGAAAAGUUUAAGUAUCUAUGGGCUACAGCCAUGUGUAAGUAAACACAAUUGUGAAUGGAUGUUUUUCAAUUAACAGUAAAAUGGAGAGUUCGUUGUUAGUCAAUUCGGUAAAUUUGUAUUUUCUUUGUAUGCAUUUGUCCAGCAAACAUUAUGGUACUUUUGCAGAUUGAUGUCACGUCCAGAAAUGUUAUGCGUUGAAUACGUUAAACGGAAAGUAGCAUAAAUCUAUUCAUUUUUCAAGCCCAUAGUUGUUGGGUAAAUUUGUGAAAUUUAAAGGAGCCAUGUUGUGAAAGUUGAUUGAAAAAUAUAUGAUUUCUCAUUUGAUAUUGAUGUGAAAUAUUGCAGAAACAUUAUUUAAUAUAUUUCAUAUUUCCAUGAUGAUAUAACAUUUAUCACUGGUUAUGUUUUAUAAAAACAUUUGGUCAUGUAUAUAGCACAGUGCAUAUAUGUCAUUAUCAAUAUUGCUUGUGCUAGGCAUUUAUUGACAUAGCGCCAGCUAGUGUUCUCUCUAGGACAGUGUUUUCCAUUGCACCAAUCACUGUAUGUAAACAUGGAAGAACUGACAGGUUUGAGGUGACACAAUCAUCCAUGUUCCAGUGAAUUCUGGAAACCUGGUUAUUGAUUUGAUACAAUAAGGAGGCAAAGAGGUUAGUGUCUCAUAGGAAGUCUUUAUUUUAUGAAAUUAUAAAUGUUAAAGAUGAAAAUAAGUUGAAUUAUUUUAGGUUCUAAAUCCAGCUACUGUGCAUGUAGAUUACAUAACAAUUAUACAUUCACAUGUGUGUUAUAAGAUUGUGUAAGCAAGAAAUAAGAUCAAGUCUAUAGCUUAUACAUUGGAUCCUCACAUUUGAAGAUGACAUAGUGAUGAAUAGGAGAUUCAUGUAUGUUCACUGAAUUUGAUAUUAGUUUACUGAAAAUAAGAUAAUUCAGGAUUUGUUUUGUGGAAUUAAUGACCAGAAAGGUUACACUAUAUGUAGGUCAGCAGAAAGUCAAGAUAUGGUAGCUUCAUAUUUAAAACACAAAGAUACACCUGAAGUUAUUGAUAGUAUAGUGGUAACUCUAAUUGUUGUGUAAAUCAAUGUGUCAAUAUACACAUUUUAUUAUCAGAUUAUAAGCACAUUUCACAAUAAUUGUUUAGUUUGUUGCUUGAAGAAAGAGUGAAUUAUCAGAUGAUCACACAUAAGUGUAUACAAUGUAUUUAUGAUGCCUUUUUGUAUGUUUCAUUGAUACAGUUUUCACGGAGCUUUUGGAGCUAUAUCAGAGUUUGAAGAUGAUUAAUCGAAAUGAGAUGAGUCAAGAAUAAAGUCUCGAAGCUCCCGUAGAA
This is a messenger RNA of Lytechinus pictus (painted urchin), 8384 nucleotides long. RefSeq lists its product as uncharacterized. The transcript is spliced from 2 exons. The record is from RefSeq and is a predicted model, not a curated record. NCBI's taxonomy places the organism in Eukaryota, Metazoa, Echinodermata, Echinoidea, Temnopleuroida, Toxopneustidae. The coding region runs from base 630 to 6320 and encodes 1896 amino acids. Gene Ontology annotation, biological process: DNA integration. Gene Ontology annotation, molecular function: nucleic acid binding; zinc ion binding.